Penicillium antarcticum is the source of this 1809-nucleotide messenger RNA. RefSeq names its product 3'-5' exonuclease. Bases 1 to 1809 code for a protein of 602 amino acids. Gene Ontology annotation, biological process: nucleobase-containing compound metabolic process. Gene Ontology annotation, cellular component: cytoplasm; nucleus. Lineage: Eukaryota; Fungi; Ascomycota; Eurotiomycetes; Eurotiales; Aspergillaceae. Gene Ontology annotation, molecular function: 3'-5' exonuclease activity; nucleic acid binding. The transcript has 2 exons. The record is from RefSeq and is a predicted model, not a curated record.
AUGCCGAAUGCGCAACCCGAAGUUAGGCCCAAACAAGACGAAGCUCUUCCACACGGGGGUCAAGAUUUGCAGAUGAAGACUCCAGGCACUGGCAAGCCUUGGUGGAUGCGUUCGAGGCAAACCGAAGAAUGUUCAGACGAAACGAAGGAUACCCGCACAGCCAACCCCGAAGCCUUCACGCCAGAGUUCAAGAAUGUCCCAAUUGCCUCAAGCAAAACCGAAGUAUCACGACCUUGGACCAUGGCUCAAAAGGUUCAAGAGAUCUUCGGGUUGUCGACCAACGCAGACAUCCGUCAGCUUAAGAUCAAAGAAACUCCUACCCAGCCAACUAAAGAUGUCACCCUGGAUAAGGCAAAAUAUGAACCGCCCGCUAGAAGGAACUUGUUCCAAAAUAUGUUCACUGUAAGAUCAUAUAUCCCGCCUUCGGUGGAAAAAGAGAAUGCCCCAGCUCCCAAAGAGCUUCCAUUAAGCCAUGAACAUAUCACGCCAAGUGAAAAAUCGUCAGCUGAACCAUCCUUUCCCCAUGGAAUGGGAACCUCCAGGGUGGCGGUGAGAAGACGACGCCGAAGGGAAAGGGAACAGGAAAACAAUCCUGACACAGUCUCCUGCCACAGUUUUCCACAAAGUAGCAGUCUCGGCGAGGAUGCCUUAACCAAGCAGAUGUCUGAAGGUGAAAUCUCCCCAAUCACGCCUACCAAUGUCGAUAGCCUGCCUUCAGCGGAACACAAGAACAGUCCAGACCCAAUUUCCUACCACAAUCUUCCACAAAGCAGCGGUAUUCGCGAAGGGAGGAGAAUUGUGGUAAGCAAAAGGGAACGACGACGACAACAACGAGAACGAGCACUACUCAGGGCCACAUUUGGUAGAAACUAUACUACCGACGCCCGUUCCUACCAAGCAAAUCUUCGGCAAAGUAGCGAUGACAGCAAUGGCUCCCUAGCCAGACCAAUCGAGCAUGCCAUUUCUCCCCUUCCGCUUGCCCAGAUCCAUGAAUCAGACUCAGUUGAUCAGGCGUCCAUGGAUGAAACAGUACGAGAAUCGGCAAUUGAUUUUGAUGUCAGUGACUCCGCGGCACCCAAGUUCUGGAGCCAUAGCUCAGAGAAAAGCCCAGGUGGCGAAAAACUUGUUGUGCAUUACUGUCGUACUCUACAGAAUACCGAGGAAAUCGCCAAGCACUUCCUCGAUAGCAAGGUCCUCGGGUUUGACAUGGAAUGGAAAUCUUCGGCAUCUGCCUGGGAUAGUAUUCAGAACAAUGUUUCCGUCAUCCAAAUUGCAAACGAGGAACGCAUCGCUAUUUUCCAAAUUGCGUCGUUUAAGCCUUCGCGGUCUUUGAAGGAUCUUGUUUCCCCGACAUUGAAACAGAUCAUUGAAUCUCCUUAUAUCACGAAAGUGGGUGUAUCAAUCAAGGCAGACUGCACACGACUACGCAAGUAUCUCGGCGUUGAUGCAAAGGCAUCAUUUGAGCUAAGCCAUCUGUUCAAGUUGGUGAAGUACGGCCAGGAAAGCCCCAAACUGGUCAACAAGCGAGGUGUCAAUCUCAGUGAUCAGAUGGAAGAGCAUUUCGGUCUUCCGCUUGAAAAAAAUGAAGAUGUGCGUUGUGGCGAUUGGGCUCGGGCAUUAAGCUAUCGCCAGGUUCAAUACGCCGCUACUGAUCCCUAUGCUUGCAUUCGUCUCUAUAAUGUCAUGGAAAAGAAAAGACUGGCUAUGAAUCCCAUGCCGCCUCGUCCUGCAUUCGCUGAACUCAAUAAGCCUAUCAUUCUUCCGCUUGGACAGGCUGUCAAUGGUGAGCAGAAAGAGCCAAUUCUCUGA